AAAGAUGGCGACGGUUGGUUGUAGCUUCAUAGAGUUUAUCAUGUUUAGUUGUUUAGAAUGAUAAUCUUACGUCAAUAGGACCGUAACUUUUCUAUAUGCAUAAAUACUGCUGUGUUUUUGACGCUGUGUAGGUGUGACGCUCUAAAAAUGAGCGGCUGGGCCGGUUUUUCUGAGGAGGAGCUUCGGAAGAUGCAGCAGCAAGGCUCAGCAAUGCCCGCAGCAGCAGCAGCCCGCGGGCGGAAACCGGUUCCAGCCAACCGGAGUCGGCAACAGUUACAGCGGGAGAGGGCCCUUCAGAUAUCCGCUCAAAAAAACGGAGCCGGGUCUCUUUGCCUCCCAACGGAGCAACAGCUCAGCAAACCCCCGCCAGCGAAAGAAGACCCCGAGCCUCAGCCCGCUGCCCCUCCAACAGCGGCUGCGGCCGACAGACACAGACCCACCGAGAUGAAGCCUGCUCCGGCGGAGGAGACCCCGGUCGUCAAAGAGCUGGAGAAACCAGAGGUGGCACUACGGGAAAAGACGCGCCUGGAGCAACUGCAGCAGGAGCAAAAGACAAUGGAAGAGAGGAAUAAACGCAAAAAGGCUCUGCUCACAAAAACGAUCGCUGAGAAGUCCAAACAGACUCAGGCAGAGGCCGUGAAGCUGAAGAGGAUCCAGAAGGAGCUUCAGGCCCUCGAUGACAUGGUGUCCAAUGAUAUCGGCAUCCUGAGAGUAAAGAUAGAACAAGCGAGCUGGGACUACUCUGCUGCCAGAAAGCGAUAUGAGAAGGCAGAGGUGGAGUACGUGACAGCCAAGCUGGAACUACACAAGAAGACUGAGGUGAAGGAGCAGCUGACAGAGCACCUCUGCGCCAUCAUCCAGCAGAACGAGCUACGCAAAGCCCAUAAGCUGGAGGAGCUGAUGCAGCAGCUGCAUCUUCAGGCCACUGAGGAGGAGAUGGAGAUGAAGAGGCAGGAGGAGGAGGAGGAGAAGAAGAAGAUGAUGAUGAUAGAAAGCUGCACAGAGACGCAAAGGACCGGUUCAGCCGAGGACCAGGAGGGAAUGGUGCAAUCAACCAAAGACUGUCCACCCGCUGCGGAGGAGACCGUGACGGAGGAGAAAGGAGGGGACGUCCUGCGAGAGCUCCACCCGACGACUGAACCGGCAAAGACGGAACACGACUGUCAAACACUAGAGAACUCUGUUCAGAGUGGUGCUGCAGCCUCCUGAUGCUCAGGAAACGCAAUGGAUCCCACCGCACCGCGUGAGUCAAGUAAAGCAGCGCAGCUCUCAGCCUCAGGAAGUGAGGGACCAGCAGAAAUUCUCUUUUGGUUUCCCGCCAAACUGAGCCGGAUCAAACGUGUCCCCUAGAAGUGACGGGUCUGCUUCCCCUGAGUUGAUUGUUAAAUCUUUUGGGUUUGGGAAGAUUGUGCUUUUAUUUAUUGAGACGGUUUGAUUGAGCUGUGACCUUUUUCAGAGUCUUCCCGUUUUUAACUGACACGUCUACUUAACAAAGUGCUGGUUGGGCCACGUAUAGAGUUUUUGUCCCAAGGGGGGAAGUAGCUUCCACAGAUUUUAAACUUUAGGGGUAAAGUUAGAUUAGGGAACGGGGGAGAUUUGUACUUUACAAGGUAUUGGGUCUAUUUGAGUAGAACAAUAUUUUUUACUUGAAUAUCUAAACUUGACUUCAACUAUGUGGUCAGAUUCAUAAUCAUGUGUACCCAUUCUCUGAUCUUACUAUUAUUUAGCCAAAAUUUGAAAUUUGAGAACUUAAGCUUCUUUGGUUAAAUGUGUUUGUGGGAGCGGGGGUGGGAAGACUAUUUAUUUUGAUGAAACCAUAUCACACCCAGGUCUCAGUAUGUGCACACCUGCAGGAUCAGAACCAAUCCUAUUAAUCAUCAGAGUCAGAGUAUCACCCAUCCACCAUUGUCAAUCGGUCACAUGACAUCACAUGUGAACGGCCUCAUUCUAAACCUGACCGUCUUCCAUUGUUGUCUCACUGUUGCCUCAAUAAAAGAUGGGACCUGUCUACUUUCUGGCCCAAACGUUGGAGCCUCCUGACUUCCGCGCCGUAGGCCGACAUGUUUGCCGGCGCUGGGCUCAAAUCUAAUUCUCGUGUUGUCAGUUGAGCCGCGGGCCUCCCGACUGGUAAGACGAUAUCUGUUAAUGUAUGUGCACAUACUUACAGCCACAUGCCACUCGGCACAGUUUACCUUCUCCGGCUGCACGACGCGUCGACAAUCCUCCGAUGGUGACCUGCACAUACGUGUGCCUGACCAAAGUCUGCUGGUGUGUGACGCAAACGAUGAGAAUACGCAUAUUUAUUUGUAAUUGGGUCAAUAUUUAAAGAGGUGACAUUUAGAUUUACACUGCGGUAUAACAUUUUAAUAAAAUGGAAAAAAAAAAAAAAAAA
Molecule: messenger RNA, 2392 nt
Organism: Pungitius pungitius (ninespine stickleback)
Lineage: Eukaryota; Metazoa; Chordata; Actinopteri; Perciformes; Gasterosteidae
Gene: gorab
Product: golgin, rab6-interacting
Exons: 5
Coding region: 148-1209 (353 amino acids)
Biological process (GO): non-motile cilium assembly
Source: RefSeq, a predicted model, not a curated record